Molecule: messenger RNA, 1025 nt
Organism: Spirodela intermedia
Lineage: Eukaryota; Viridiplantae; Streptophyta; Magnoliopsida; Alismatales; Araceae
Source: the annotation of a GenBank genome assembly
AUGGGGAAGCUAGCCGUUGCGGCGGCCAUCGUUGGUCUAUUGGUGGCGGUGUGGGGGAGGGGGACGGAGGCCAACUUCAACACCGACGUGGAGAUCACGUGGGGGAGCGACAAGGCGAAAGUGAUGGAGAACGGCAACCUCCUGCAGCUCACCCUCGACAGAGCCUCCGGCUCCGGCUUCAAGUCCAAGCAGGAGUACCUCUUCGGCAGGAUCGACAUGGACAUCAAGCUCGUCGCCGGCAACUCAGCCGGCACCGUCACCGCCUACUACGUACACGACCCCCCUCCCUCUCUCUCUCCCUUUAGCUUUCUCUUUGUGGGUUUCUCUCUCAUGGGCGGAGCUGUGGUGGUGUUGGCGCCGUAGUUGUCGUCGCUGGGACCGACCCACGACGAGAUAGACUUCGAGUUCCUGGGGAACGUCAGCGGGGAGCCGGUGAUCCUCCACACCAACGUGUUCAGCCAGGGGAAGGGCGACAGGGAGCAGCAGUUCUACCUCUGGUUCGACCCCCGGCUGGCUUACCAUACCUACUCCAUCGUCUGGAAUCCUCAGCGCAUUCUGUAAGUUUCGAUAGAGAGAGAAAUAGAGAGAGAGAGAGAGAGAGAAAAAAAAAAAACUUACGGGUGCAGCUUUUUAUCAGGUUCUACGUUGAUGGGACGCCGAUAAGGGAGUUCAGGAACUUGGAGGCGAAGGGGGUGCCAUUUCCGAAGAACCAGCCGAUGAGGCUCUACUCGAGCCUGUGGAACGCCGACGACUGGGCUACGCGGGGAGGGCUGGUGAAGACGGACUGGUCCAAGGCCCCCUUCGUUUCCACCUACCGGAACUUUCGGGCCGACGCCUGCGCCGCCGCCGCCGGCGGCGGGAGGCCCUCCUGCUCGUCGGCGAGGGGGGCAUGGUGGGACCACUCCCUCGACGGAGUCGCCGCGGCGAGGAUGAGGAUGGUGCAGCAGAAGUACAGGAUCUACGACUACUGCAGCGACCGCCGCCGCUUCGCGCAGCCUCCUCCGGAGUGCUUCGCUUCUCGCUGA